This is a messenger RNA of Effrenium voratum, 1188 nucleotides long. The record is from the annotation of a GenBank genome assembly. NCBI's taxonomy places the organism in Eukaryota, Dinophyceae, Suessiales, Symbiodiniaceae.
AUGCCCCUGAAGCGCCCUGCAGCAUCCGUGCUGAAGAAACCGGCGGCUUCGGCCGCUGAGCCGGACGUGGCCCAGCUCACGACGGCGCCGGAGAUCGGCAAGUUCCUCUUCGGACACGAUGAGGACGAAACUUCGCGCCGCUUGGCGCUCUUGUCCGACUCGCAGAGGCAGACGCUGACGAAAAUGUUCGAGCGUGCUCGCAAAGAGCACGGGCAGGAGUACGAUGCUGUCAGUCUGCAAGGGGCAGGCGCCAACCGCAAGAAAGGCGAGCUCUUGCUUGCUUGGCUUCAGCACGGCUUCAACGAGACUUACUGCACUCUGGCAGCAAAGAUUGUCAUGAAGCAGUCUCGCCUGACUCGGGAGGAGUGGAUCCCCUUGCGCGAAGCCCAGCGCUUGUAUGGCCGCUUUGAGCUGAAGAAGCGCCUGAAGAAGGGAUCCUUGGAGUCGCGCCGUGAUCCGGCUGACCCCGAGUUCUUCCAGGUGCGGAGGCGCCGGGAGCUUCAAGAGACUGGCACCACCAAGCAAAAAGAGCUCAAGGCGCUGUCCACAGGAGGAAAAGCUGGCGCCAAGCAUGUCUGGGGCCAGCUGGAAUCUGACGAGCAAGCUCCGGGCUGGUCCGACUUGAAGCUUGCCCGCCCAGCAAAGAAGGGAAGGAUCGGCGCUGGUGGCGGGCGGGCCACAGACGUCGAUGCUAUGAUGGCCCUGCUGGAUGAGGGCGGGUCGGAUGACAAUGUCGACGCAGAGUCCGACAAUGUCGGAAGCGCCGAUGACGAUGAGUUCGGGCAGUCUGCCGACUCGGAGGAAGAGCCGCCUCUGGCCCUGGAAGACAAAAAGUCCCGCCGGGCAUCUCGCUCCCAGGCGCCAAGCAGCAAGGUCAGCUUGGACGACGUUGAGAAGUACAGCGCCAAAGUUGGAUCUGUGCAUCGUGAGGAGCUUCGGCGCCGCCUGUCUGCCACCGCCAAGCUCGCCACUGCUGCCAUCGAGGAAAUGACCGCCGCGCAGGACGCAUCGAAAGGCCAGCAGAAGCAGCGGAUCGUCGGCUGCAGCAAUGCCUCGAAAGCUGCGCUGACACAGGCCCAGGCGGCGCUCGCAGACAACGGCGCAACUGCCGAAGUCUGUAAGCGGGCGCUGCUCGAAUGCGUCAAGUCCUUGAGCGCGUGGCGCCGGACACGCGCUACAUCGGCCUGA